Messenger RNA from Fusarium pseudograminearum CS3096, 378 nucleotides. RefSeq lists its product as uncharacterized. Bases 1 to 378 code for a protein of 125 amino acids. The record is from RefSeq and is a predicted model, not a curated record. The transcript is spliced from 2 exons. Lineage: Eukaryota; Fungi; Ascomycota; Sordariomycetes; Hypocreales; Nectriaceae.
AUGCCCGAUCAGCAACCGUGGUUUUCUGGUCUUGGCAUAUUUACAAGAUCUUCGACAAGUGCACAGGUUCGAUGGUACUUUCCAAUGCCCAACUUCAUGUUGUACUCAGUCGCUAGAUCUGGCACGACAACCAACGUUACCAAAACGCCUCCUGGCAUGCUUUUGGCUUUCGGCUCCUCGGAAUCAUUUACACCGUCAAGAAUCAGUACGGAGUACGAGCAGCGUCAAAUCCAAGAGAGAAACGUGCGCAUAUUAGCCUCCAAUCCGGAUCAGGGUGUGUCCUUGAAAGAUUUACCCCAUCUGAUUCUGCCACCUGUUUGGCUCUUUUACGAGCAACAUGGUUUAGCAUCUCGCUUAAGAAUUGGUGCUUCAGCUUGA